AUGUAUGAAUCACCAAAAUGGACACAUUCAAUCAUCAAUAAAAUCAUGUAUAACCCAGCUGGCUUACUUGAACCGCCACCUGUUAUACCUGGACUUCGAUCAUCUCCAUGGGCAGGUUCCUGGAAAAUACCCAAACUCACUUCCCCAAAAGAAAAGAAAGGCAUCUUACACAGUCAAUUUACUUCUCCAGCCAUAUUGAUGAUACAUAUACUUUCAACUCCAUUCACGUCAUCCAGGCAUCGUAGAUAUCUUAUCAGAGAGUUGAAUCUGCUCGAAUCGAUACCGAACGAAUAUAGGCAUCUGAUCGAAUUGAAGUUCGUUCUAGGUAUAUCAAAUACGAAAGAAGGGGAAAAUGGAUGGCUAGAAUCUCGAGAAGAAGAAAUUGAGAUAUCAAAAGAGAAUAAAAUGUUUGGUGAUUUGAUCAGAUUGAAAUUAUUGGAAAAUGGCGAGAAUAUGAACAACGGUAAAAGUUGGGAAUGGUUGAGGUAUGUUGGAAGAGAAGGUGGACGUGAAGCAUGGUGGGUUAUAAAAUGUGAUGAUGAUACUCUACCCCUCUUGCCCAAUUUACUGCCACUUCUACUUUCUCUCGAUCCUUCCAAGCCCACUUACCUCGGAACAUCAUUAGGUAGAUGGACAGGAUAUCAUUACUAUUUCCAAGGGAUGAUGUAUGGAUUUUCUUGGGGUGUGGUCAAGACGAUGGCUGUCGCUGAUGUACCCAGUUCGACAAGGAACUACAAUUGGGAUGAAGAUGCUAGAAUGGGGGAGAUCAUGCUCUCACUUCCAUUCUCCCCUAAGUCAAAUCCCACAUCAAAAAUAUGUUCGCCACCUGCUGUUCCAGAUAGAAAAUGGUCAUUGCCCCCUUCAUCUCCUAACCUGUGUACUGGUCUCGUCAGUCUCGAUCUCGGUCCCAAAAUCGGUGCAUGGAAACACUACUUGAUCGAUGACGAAAGGGCCGCAGUAGCAUGGCACGAGCUCAAGAACCCUGAUGAGUACAUUGAGGCUUAUCAUCAGGCGAAAAACGGAUUCGAAAGGAGAAGGAAGGAGUAUACGUGGGUAGCACCAAAAGUUUUCAAGUCCGUCGCCGAAAUCUAG
Messenger RNA from Kwoniella shivajii, 1092 nucleotides. RefSeq lists its product as uncharacterized. Lineage: Eukaryota; Fungi; Basidiomycota; Tremellomycetes; Tremellales; Cryptococcaceae. Gene Ontology annotation, cellular component: Golgi membrane. The coding region runs from base 1 to 1092 and encodes 363 amino acids. The transcript is spliced from 6 exons. Gene Ontology annotation, biological process: 4,6-pyruvylated galactose residue biosynthetic process. The record is from RefSeq and is a predicted model, not a curated record. Gene Ontology annotation, molecular function: hexosyltransferase activity.